This is a messenger RNA of Lates calcarifer (barramundi perch), 21823 nucleotides long. It is a transcript of the gene ahnak, whose product is annotated as AHNAK nucleoprotein. Gene Ontology annotation, biological process: regulation of RNA splicing. The record is from RefSeq and is a predicted model, not a curated record. Gene Ontology annotation, cellular component: costamere; cytoplasm; nucleus. Lineage: Eukaryota; Metazoa; Chordata; Actinopteri; Centropomidae. Gene Ontology annotation, molecular function: protein binding.
UCCGUGUCCAACCACUCUGCUCAGCCCAGAGGAGCAGCCACACAGAAAAAAAGAAGUUAAAAUCAACUCACAGCAGAGGAGGGAGGGAGAGAGAGAGGGGGGAGAAAACGCCCUGGAAACUUGGUUGAUCAAGAAAUAGGAAAGGAGUGACAGAAUCCUAACAGACUGCGAAGUUGUGACUGGGAGAAGUGCUUUUCUUGGGCUGGGGAGAAGGGGAGAGGACACGUUUUCAAGGAUGCUCAGGCUGGUGUGAGGCUUCUUGGGCGCAAAGAUUGCGCAAAGAAGUCAAGAAACAAGAAACACAGCGUCAGACUGAAGCCCUUGGCAUUGCUUGAGCAAUCCAAGGAAAACAAAGGUAGAGUUUCCAUCACACCAGGUGUUAAAUAGAAGAGAGCAAAAACAAGAUGGCUGAAGAGGAAGAAACAAGAGAGGUGCUCUUUCCAGACUGGGAGGGUCCAGACAAAACUGGCUUGACCAUUGAACAGACAAGUGGAGGAGAGAUCUUUGUCAGGGAGGUGAAAGGAGAGUCACCUGCAGCACGGUCUGGAAAAGUAUAUGAAGGUGACCAGAUUGUGGGAGCCACUAUCUACUUUGAUAACAUGAGCUCAGAAGAAACAGCUGAACUUCUGAAGACACUGAACCGCCACAAGGUUGGACUGAAACUACAAAACAAAGGAGACAAAUCCCCAUACUGCUCGCCCGUGAGCACACCAUGUCGUUCACCAAUGGGCACACUGACGUGGGAAGGGAAGACUCGGUUUGGAGGUUCCAGUCCAGAUAUCAUCCUCAGUGGGGAUGAUGAGGACUAUAAGAGAAUAUACACAAAAAAGAUAAAACCGAGGCUGAAGUCUGAAGACCUUGCAGAGGGAGUUGAUGUUCGCACAGAGCGACACAGCAGCACAAGUAGUGAUGGCAGCACAAUUACUACCAUCACGCGCCGCAUCACCACCUACACUGUGGAUAUGCCGAGUGGCAUAAGUGAGCAGCUUGAACUUUCAAGCCCAGAGUUCAAGGGGCUGAGACACGAAUCUGGAGAUGGCUCUCCUCGCAUCAGAAUCUCACAUGGCAGCCCUUCAGGUAAAGAGGGUGUGGAAGAGGGAGUUUUUGAGUCAAGUAAUGUCUCUUACACUGGGCCUCACAUUAGCUCCACAGAGACACGCUGGGGCAGUGGGGGAGUUAAGACCACAACAAUUACAAGAGAGGUUGAAAAAGAAAGAGGUACAGGUCUCAGAUUUAAAGGGUCAAACAUUGGAAUAACAGGUGGUAGCCAGGGAGGCUUUGAGAUCUCAAGAGGGAGUGGAGAGCUUGGAGAUGGAAGCAUUCAAGUGUCAGAAACAAGCAUGACAUUAAGAGACAGUACAAACACUGGGAGUAGGCAUGUUACAUUGGGAGGGUUGGGAGGAGCAGAAGUAAGUUCGACUGAUGAAAACGGAGGAUCAAUUAGUCUGUCUUUACCAGGAAAAGGCACACAGAUUUUGACUACAUCCAUGGAUAAAACACUUGAGGGAGGUGUUGACACCAGUUUAGGUGAAAGAACAAAAGUAAAGGUAUCUGGAAUUACCAUCAGUCACCCACAAGCAAAGGGAUCAGGCAGUAUUGAUAUUCCAAAUGUCAGACAUGAAGGGGGUUCCAUAGAUACUGAUACUGAAUUGAGAGGUGGCAGGAUAGGAGGAUCAGCAAUAACAUUAGGAAAUGUUACCUCAGGAUAUUCCUCAGUUCCAGGCAAGAUUUUGGAUGUUAACCUCACAAGUUCAAAGUUGAAAGGGGAGGUUGAUGUCAACCUGUCAAGCACAAAGGGAGGAAUAAAAGCAUCUGGAAUAGACACAAAGGUUCCAGGCUAUGAAACUGAGGGCACUGUGAGUGGCAUGGAAACGUCAUCAAUCAAGAUGCCUGGAUUUGGAAUGAAAGGAAUCAAGAAAGGGGGAACUAGUGUUGAGUUUAAACUCAGUGGUGAUGGAGAUAUGUCAGUACCCAUGACAUGUGGAGAGGUGCAAACACCAGAACUAGACAUCAGAGGGACAGAUAUGCAGAUCAAAGAACCUAGUGCUAAUAUUCAAGGACCAGUGGUGAAUGUGAGACUUCCAGAGGCUGAAAGUGACUUUGCAGCACCUGACAUAAACUCUAGCAUUAAAACCAAAAUACCAAAGAGUGAUGGCAAAUACAAAAUGGAGGUGUCCAGUGUCCAAUGUCCAAUGUCAUCUUUAUCUGGGCCAGAUAUAGAUGUAAACCUGAAGGGUCCUAAGGCAGAGGGAAGUCUUGAUGUAACUGUGCCGAAGACUGAGGGAGAAAUAAAGGCACCCAAAGUACACAUUAAAGGUCUAGAUGUAAAUAUUGAGGGAAGGGAAGGGGAUUUCAAAAUGCCUCAGAUAAAGAUACCAUCAUUCGGGGCUUCUGGGGUUUCCAUUAAAGCAACACAAGCUGUUGUUGAAAGCAGUGAUGUAAAACUAAAAGGAACCCAACCUGACAUUAAUGCCAAAGUUGACAUGAAAGCACCACAGGUUGAAUCAAUUUCAGGUCCAAAGGUCUCCAUACCAGAUGUGGAUUUAAGUGUCAAAGGUGCCAAACUCAAAGGUAAUGUGGAUGUGUCAGCUCCAAAGAUAAAAGGAGACAUAAAAUCACCUGAAGUUGACAUCAAAGGUCCAGAGGUCGAUAUUGAAGGGCGAAAAGGUGGAUUUGAAAUGUCUAAAAUCACAAUGCCAUCAUUUGGCUUUAAAGGUCCAAAAGUGGCAGGUCCAGAUGUUGAUAUAAAACUUCCCAAGGCUGGUAUUGAUGUAAAAGCACCUGAAGUUGACAUUAAAGCUCCAGAGAUUGACAUUGAAGGCCCUGAUGCAAAAAUCAAAGGACCGAAAGUUAAAAUGCCAACCAUAAAAGGACCAAAGAUGCCAGACCUUGACAUCAGACUAAAAGGUCCUAAAGUUGAGGGAGAUGUGGAUAUUUCACUUCCGAAGAUUAAAGGAGAUAUAAAAACCCCUGAGGUGGAAAUUGAAGGACCAGAUGUUGACACUGAAGGCCCCAAAGGUGCAUUCAGAAUGCCUAAAUUUAAAAUGCCAUCAACUACCGUGAAGGGUCCAAAAGUAGAAGGUCCAAAUGUUGAUAUAAACCUUCCAAAAGCUGACAUUGACCUGAAAGUACCUGACAUUGACAUCAAAGCACCAGAGCUUGAUAUUGAAGGACCGGAUGCCAGUCUCAGAGGACCCAAACUGAGCAUGCCAACCAUUUCAGGACCGAAUAUAAGCAUGUCAGAUGUUGAUUUUAAAUUGAAAGGUGCCAAACUCAAAGGCGAUGUGGAUGUAUCAACUCCAAAGAUAGAAGGAGAAAUAAAAGCACCUGAUGUUGACAUCAAAGGUCCAGAGAUUGAUAUUGAAGGACAUAAGGGUGGAUUUGAAAUGCCUAAGAUCAAAAUGCCAUCAUUUGGCUUUAAAGGUCCAAAGGUGGAGGGUCCAGAUGUUGAUGUGAAACUUCCCAAGGGAGAGAUAAAAGCUCCUGAGGUGGAAAUUGAAGGUCCAGAUGUUGACAGUGAAGGCCUCAAAAGUGGAUUCAAAAUGCCUAAAUUCAAAAUACCAUCAUUUGGCAUUAAGGGUCCAAAAGUAGAAGGCCCAGAUGUUGAUGUCAACCUUCCCAAAGCCAACAUUGACAUGAAAGCACCUAAUGUUGACAUCAAAGCACCAGAGCUUGAUAUUGAAGGACCUGAGGCAAAACUCAAAGGACCCAAAUUAAGCAUGCCAACCAUUUCAGGACCAAAAAUCAGCAUGCCAGAUGUGGAUUUCCAUCUGAAAGGUCCAAUACUCAAAGGUGAUGUGGAUGUGUCAGUUCCAAAGGUAGAAGGAGAUAUAAAAGCACCUGACGUUGACAUCAAAGGUCCAGAGUUUGAUAUUGGAGGACCAAAAGGUGGAUUUGAAAUGCCUAAAAUCAAAAUGCCAUCAUUUGGCUUUAAAGGUCCAAAAGUGGAAGGACCAGAUGUUAAUAUAAACCUCCCAAAAGCUGACAUUGAUGUGAAAGCACCUGAAGUUGACAUCAAAGUUCCAGAGAUUGACAUUGAAGGCCCUGAUGCAAAAAUCAAAGGACCUAAGGUUAAAAUGCCAUCCAUAAAAGGACCAAAAGUGCCAGAGCUUGACAUCAAACUAAAAGGUCCUAAAGUUGAGGGAGAUGUGGAUGUUCCAUUGCCAAAGAUUGAGGGAGAGAUAAAAGCUCCUGAGGUGGAAAUUGAAGGUCCAGAUGUUGACAGUGAAGGCCUCAAAAGUGGAUUCAAAAUGCCUAAAUUCAAAAUACCAUCAUUUGGCAUUAAGGGUCCAAAAGUAGAAGGCCCAGAUGUUGAUGUCAACCUUCCCAAACCCAACAUUGACAUGAAAGCACCUAAUUUUGACAUCAAAGCACCAGAGCUUGAUAUUGAAGGACCUGAGGCAAAACUCAAAGGACCCAAAUUAAGCAUGCCAACCAUUUCAGGACCAAAAAUCAGCAUGCCAGAUGUGGAUUUCCAUCUGAAAGGUCCAAUGCUCAAAGGUGAUGUGGAUGUGUCAGUUCCAAAGGUAGAAGGAGAUAUAAAAGCACCUGAUGUUGACAUCAAAGGUCCAGAGUUUGAUAUUGGAGGACCAAAAGGUGGAUUUGAAAUGCCUAAAAUCAAAAUGCCAUCAUUUGGCUUUAAAGGUCCAAAAGUGGAAGGACCAGAUGUUGAUAUAAACCUCCCUAAAGCUGACAUUGAUGUGAAAGCACCUGACAUUGACAUCAAAGUUCCAGAGAUUGACAUUGAAGGCCCUAAUGCAAAAAUCAAAGGACCUAAGGUUAAAAUGCCAUCCAUAAAAGGACCAAAAGUGCCAGAGCUUGACAUCAAACUAAAAGGUCCUAAAGUUGAGGGAGAUGUGGAUGUUCCAUUGCCAAAGAUUGAGGGAGAGAUAAAAGCUCCUGAGGUGGAAAUUGAAGGUCCAGAUGUUGACAGUGAAGGCCUCAAAAGUGGAUUCAAAAUGCCUAAAUUCAAAAUACCAUCAUUUGGCAUUAAGGGUCCAAAAGUAGAAGGCCCAGAUGUUGAUGUCAACCUUCCCAAAGCCAACAUUGACAUGAAAGCACCUAAUGUUGACAUCAAAGCACCAGAGCUUGAUAUUGAAGGACCUGAGGCAAAACUCAAAGGACCCAAAUUGAGCAUGCCAACCAUUUCAGGACCAAAAAUCAGCAUGCCAGAUGUGGAUUUCCAUCUGAAAGGUUCAAUACGCAAAGGUGAUGUGGAUGUGUCAGUUCCAAAGAUUGAAGGAGACAUAAAAGCACCUGACGUUGACAUCAAAGGUCCAGAGUUUGAUAUUGGAGGACCAAAAGGUGGAUUUGAAAUGCCUAAAAUCAAAAUGCCAUCAUUUGGCUUUAAAGGUCCAAAAGUGGAGGGUCCAGAUGUUGAUGUGAAACUGCCCAAGGCUGGUAUUGAUGUGAAAGCACCCGAAGUUGACAUUAAGGCUCCAGAGAUUGACAUUGAAGGUCCUGAUGCAAAGAUCAAAGGACCCAAAUUCAAGAUGCCAACCAUAAAGGGACCAAAAAUACCAGAUUUUGACAUGAAACUAAAAGGUCCUAAAGUCGAGGGAGAUGUGGAUGUGUCUGUUCCAAAGAUUGAAGGAGACAUAAAAGCUCCUGAGGUGAAAAUUGAAGGACCAGAUGUUGACAUUGAAGGCCCCAAAAGUGGGUUUAAAAUGCCUAAAUUUAAAAUGCCAUCCCUUGGGAAAGGUCCACAUAUCGAAGGGCCAGAUGUUGAUGUCAGCCUCCCUAAAGCUGAUAUUAAUAUUAGAGCCCCUGAACUGGACAUUGAAGGACCAGAAUUUGACAUUGAGAGCCCUAGUGGCAAGAUCAAGGGACCAAAGUUCAAAAUGCCAACUAUCUCAGGACCCAAAAUCUCCAUGCCAGAUGUGGAUUUCCAUCGGAAAAGUCCAAAACUCAAAGGUGAUGUGGAUGUGUCCGUUCCAAAGAUUGAAGGAGACAUAAAAGCACCCGAAGUUGACAUCAAAGGUCCAGAGGUUGAUAUUGAUGGAACAAAGAGUGGAUUUGAAAUGCCUAAGAUCAAAAUGCCAUCAUUUGGCUUUAAAGGUCCAAAAGUGGAAGGACCAGAUGUUGAUAUAAACCUCCCUAAAGCUGACAUUGAUGUGAAAGCACCUGAAGUUGACAUUAAAGCUCCAGAGAUUGACAUUGAAGGUCCUGAUGCAAAGAUCAAAGGACCCAAAUUCAAGAUGCCAACUAUAAAGGGACCAAAAAUACCAGAUUUUGACAUGAAACUAAAAGGUCCUAAAGUCGAGGGAGAUGUGGAUGUGUCUGUUCCAAAGAUUGAAGGAGACAUAAAAGCUCCUGAGGUGAAAAUUGAAGGACCAGAUGUUGACAUUGAAGGCCCCAAAAGUGGGUUUAAAAUGCCUAAAUUUAAAAUGCCAUCCCUUGGGGGGAAAGGUCCACAUAUCGAAGGGCCAGAUGUUGAUGUCAGCCUCCCAAAAGCUGAUAUUAAUAUUAGAGCCCCUGAACUGGACAUUGAAGGACCAGAAGUUGACUUUGAGAGCCCUAGUGGCAAGAUCAAGGGACCAAAGUUCAAAAUGCCAACUAUCUCAGGACCCAAAAUCUCCAUGCCAGAUGUGGAUUUCCAUCGGAAAAGUCCAAAACUCAAAGGUGAUGUGGACGUGUCCGUUCCAAAGAUUGAAGGAGACAUAAAAGCACCCGAAGUUGACAUCAAAGGUCCAGAGAUUGAUAUUGAUGGAACAAAGAGUGGAUUUGAAAUGCCUAAGAUCAAAAUGCCAUCAUUUGGCUUUAAAGGUCCAAAAGUGGAAGGACCAGAUGUUGAUAUAAACCUCCCUAAAGCUGACAUUGAUGUGAAAGCACCUGAAGUUGACAUUAAAGCUCCAGAGAUUGACAUUGAAGGUCCUGAUGCAAAGAUCAAAGGACCCAAAUUCAAGAUGCCAACCAUAAAGGGACCAAAAAUACCAGAUUUUGACAUGAAACUAAAAGGUCCUAAAGUUGAGGGAGAUGUGGAUGUGUCUGUUCCAAAGAUUGAAGGAGACAUAAAAGCUCCUGAGGUGAAAAUUGAAGGACCAGAUGUUGACAUUGAAGGCCCCAAAAGUGGGUUUAAAAUGCCUAAAUUUAAAAUGCCAUCCCUUGGGGGGAAAGGUCCACAUAUCGAAGGGCCAGAUGUUGAUGUCAGCCUCCCAAAAGCUGAUAUUAAUAUUAGAGCCCCUGAACUGGACAUUGAAGGACCAGAAGUUGACUUUGAGAGCCCUAGUGGCAAGAUCAAGGGACCAAAGUUCAAAAUGCCAACUAUCUCAGGACCCAAAAUCUCCAUGCCAGAUGUGGAUUUCCAUCGGAAAAGUCCAAAACUCAAAGGUGAUGUGGAUGUGUCCGUUCCAAAGAUUGAAGGAGACAUAAAAGCACCCGAAGUUGACAUCAAAGGUCCAGAGGUUGAUAUUGAUGGAACAAAGAGUGGAUUUGAAAUGCCUAAGAUCAAAAUGCCAUCAUUUGGCUUUAAAGGUCCAAAAGUGGAAGGACCAGAUGUUGAUAUAAACCUCCCUAAAGCUGACAUUGAUGUGAAAGCACCUGAAAUUGACAUUAAAGCUCCAGAGAUUGACAUUGAAGGUCCUGAUGCAAAGAUCAAAGGACCCAAAUUCAAGAUGCCAACCAUAAAGGGACCAAAAAUACCAGAUUUUGACAUGAAACUAAAAGGUCCUAAAGUCGAGGGAGAUGUGGAUGUGUCUGUUCCAAAGAUUGAAGGAGACAUAAAAGCUCCUGAGGUGAAAAUUGAAGGACCAGAUGUUGACAUUGAAGGCCCCAAAAGUGGGUUUAAAAUGCCUAAAUUUAAAAUGCCAUCCCUUGGGCUGAAAGGUCCACAUAUCGAAGGGCCAGAUGUUGAUGUCAGCCUCCCAAAAGCUGAUAUUAAUAUUAGAGCCCCUGAACUGGACAUUGAAGGACCAGAAGUUGACAUUGAGAGCCCUAGUGGCAAGAUCAAGGGACCAAAGUUCAAAAUGCCAACUAUCUCAGGACCCAAAAUCUCCAUGCCAGAUGUGGAUUUCCAUCGGAAAAGUCCAAAACUCAAAGGUGAUGUGGAUGUGUCCGUUCCAAAGAUUGAAGGAGACAUAAAAGCACCCGAAGUUGACAUCAAAGGUCCAGAGAUUGAUAUUGAUGGAACAAAGAGUGGAUUUGAAAUGCCUAAGAUCAAAAUGCCAUCAUUUGGCUUUAAAGGUCCAAAAGUGGAAGGACCAGAUGUUGAUAUAAACCUCCCUAAAGCUGACAUUGAUGUGAAAGCACCUGAAGUUGACAUUAAAGCUCCAGAGAUUGACAUUGAAGGUCCUGAUGCAAAGAUCAAAGGACCCAAAUUCAAGAUGCCAACCAUAAAGGGACCAAAAAUACCAGAUUUUGACAUGAAACUAAAAGGUCCUAAAGUCGAGGGAGAUGUGGAUGUGUCUGUUCCAAAGAUUGAAGGAGACAUAAAAGCUCCUGAGGUGAAAAUUGAAGGACCAGAUGUUGACAUUGAAGGCCCCAAAAGUGGGUUUAAAAUGCCUAAAUUUAAAAUGCCAUCCCUUGGGGGGAAAGGUCCACAUAUCGAAGGGCCAGAUGUUGAUGUCAGCCUCCCAAAAGCUGAUAUUAAUAUUAGAGCCCCUGAACUGGACAUUGAAGGACCAGAAGUUGACAUUGAGAGCCCUAGUGGCAAGAUCAAGGGACCAAAGUUCAAAAUGCCAACUAUCUCAGGACCCAAAAUCUCCAUGCCAGAUGUGGAUUUCCAUCGGAAAAGUCCAAAACUCAAAGGUGAUGUGGAUGUGUCAGUUCCAAAGAUUGAAGGAGACAUAAAAGCACCCGAAGUUGACAUCAAAGGUCCAGAGGUUGAUAUUGAUGGAACAAAGAGUGGAUUUGAAAUGCCUAAGAUCAAAAUGCCAUCAUUUGGCUUUAAAGGUCCAAAAGUGGAAGGACCAGAUGUUGAUAUAAACCUCCCUAAAGCUGACAUUGAUGUGAAAGCACCUGAAGUUGACAUUAAAGCUCCAGAGAUUGACAUUGAAGGUCCUGAUGCAAAGAUCAAAGGACCCAAAUUCAAGAUGCCAACCAUAAAGGGACCAAAAAUACCAGAUUUUGACAUGAAACUAAAAGGUCCUAAAGUCGAGGGAGAUGUGGAUGUGUCUGUUCCAAAGAUUGAAGGAGACAUAAAAGCUCCUGAGGUGAAAAUUGAAGGACCAGAUGUUGACAUUGAAGGCCCCAAAAGUGGGUUUAAAAUGCCUAAAUUUAAAAUGCCAUCCCUUGGGGUGAAAGGUCCACAUAUCGAAGGGCCAGAUGUUGAUGUCAGCCUCCCUAAAGCUGAUAUUAAUAUUAGAGCCCCUGAACUGGACAUUGAAGGACCAGAAGUUGACAUUGAGAGCCCUAGUGGCAAGAUCAAGGGACCAAAGUUCAAAAUGCCAACUAUCUCAGGACCCAAAAUCUCCAUGCCAGAUGUGGAUUUCCAUCGGAAAAGUCCAAAACUCAAAGGUGAUGUGGAUGUGUCCGUUCCAAAGAUUGAAGGAGACAUAAAAGCACCCGAAGUUGACAUCAAAGGUCCAGAGGUUGAUAUUGAUGGAACAAAGAGUGGAUUUGAAAUGCCUAAGAUCAAAAUGCCAUCAUUUGGCUUUAAAGGUCCAAAAGUGGAAGGACCAGAUGUUGAUAUAAACCUCCCUAAAGCUGACAUUGAUGUGAAAGCACCUGAAGUUGACAUUAAAGCUCCAGAGAUUGACAUUGAAGGUCCUGAUGCAAAGAUCAAAGGACCCAAAUUCAAGAUGCCAACCAUAAAGGGACCAAAAAUACCAGAUUUUGACAUGAAACUAAAAGGUCCUAAAGUCGAGGGAGAUGUGGAUGUGUCUGUUCCAAAGAUUGAAGGAGACAUAAAAGCUCCUGAGGUGAAAAUUGAAGGACCAGAUGUUGACAUUGAAGGCCCCAAAAGUGGGUUUAAAAUGCCUAAAUUUAAAAUGCCAUCCCUUGGGGGGAAAGGUCCACAUAUCGAAGGGCCAGAUGUUGAUGUCAGCCUCCCAAAAGCUGAUAUUAAUAUUAGAGCCCCUGAACUGGACAUUGAAGGACCAGAAGUUGACUUUGAGAGCCCUAGUGGCAAGAUCAAGGGACCAAAGUUCAAAAUGCCAACUAUCUCAGGACCCAAAAUCUCCAUGCCAGAUGUGGAUUUCCAUCGGAAAAGUCCAAAACUCAAAGGUGAUGUGGACGUGUCCGUUCCAAAGAUUGAAGGAGACAUAAAAGCACCCGAAGUUGACAUCAAAGGUCCAGAGGUUGAUAUUGAUGGAACAAAGAGUGGAUUUGAAAUGCCUAAGAUCAAAAUGCCAUCAUUUGGCUUUAAAGGUCCAAAAGUGGAAGGACCAGAUGUUGAUGUGAAACUGCCCAAGGCUGGUAUUGAUGUGAAAGCACCUGAAGUUGACAUUAAAGCUCCAGAGAUUGACAUUGAAGGUCCUGAUGCAAAGAUCAAAGGACCCAAAUUCAAGAUGCCAACCAUAAAGGGACCAAAAAUGCCAGAUUUUGACAUGAAACUAAAAAGUCCUAAAGUCGAGGGAGAUGUGGAUGUGUCUGUUCCAAAGAUUGAAGGAGACAUAAAAGCUCCUGAGGUGGAAAUUGAAGGACCAGAUGUUGACACUGGAGGCCUUAAAGGUGGAUUAAAAAUGCCUAAAUUUAAAAUGCCAUCUCUUGGGGGGAAAGGCCCACAUAUCGAAGGGCCAGAUGUUGAUGUCAGCCUCCCAAAAGCUGAUAUUAAUAUUAGAACCCCUGAACUGGACAUUGAAGGACCAGAAAUUGACAUUGACAGUCCUAGUGGCAAGAUCAAGGGACCAAAGUUCAAAAUGCCAACUAUCUCAGGACCCAAAAUUUCUAUGCCAGGUGUGGAUCUCAAUCUGAAGGGUCCCAAACUCAAAGGUGAUGUGGAUGUGUCAGUUCCAAAGAUUGAAGGAGACAUAAAAGCACCUGAAGUUGAUAUCAAAGGUCCAGAGGUUGAUAUUGAUGGGACAAAGGAUGGAUUUGAGAUACCUAAAAUCAAAAUGCCAUCUUUUGGCUUUAAAGGUCCAAAAGUGGAGGGUCCAGAUGUUGACAUAAACCUUCCCAAAGGUAAUAUUGAUGUGAAAGCACCUGAUGUUGAUAUCAAAGCACCAGACGUUGACAUUGAAGGACCGAAUGCAAAACUCAAAGGACCAAAAUUCAGUAUGCCAAACAUUUCAGGGCCAAAAUUCUCCAUGCCAGAUGUGGAUUUAAAUUUGAAACGUCCGAAAGUUAAAAGUGAUGUGGAUGUAUCAGUUCCCAAGAUUGGAGGAGACAUAAAAACACCUGAGGUUGAGAUCAAAGGUCCUAAACUUGAUUUUGAUUCUCCAUCUGGAGAAAUGACUGGGCCAAAAAUUAAGUUACCAACAAUAUCUGGACCGAAAAUGUCAUUGCCAGAUGUUCAACUGCCAAAAGCUGAAUUUGAGGGACCAGAUGUAACAGUUGAUGUUCCAGAAAUUGGCACAAAGAAAACAAAAUUUAAAAUGCCAAAGUUUGGAUUCAAGGGUCCAAAGAUAAAAGCCCCAGAAACGGAUGUGAAACUGGGACAAGUGGAUCUCAGCAUCAAGGGAAAGACUGGUAGCUCUGAAGGUAUUGAUGUUGACCUGGGAAUGACUGGUCCAAAAACUAAAGGAUCCAAAUUCAAAAUGCCAAAAUUUGGUUUCAAAGGCUCAAAGGUUGAAAUGCCAGAAGUUGAUAUUAAUCUUCCAAAAGGUGGCAUUGACACAAAAAUUCCAGAUGUUGACGUUGAAGCACCAGCUGUUAAAAUUGAGAGUCCUGAUGCCAAAAUCAAAGGACCAAAACUAAAAAUGCCAAGUAUUUCAGGACCAAAAAUUUCUAUGCCAGAUGUGGAUUUUAAUUUGAAAAGUCCAAAGCUUAAAGGUGAUGUGGAUGUGUCAGUUCCAAAGAUAGAAGGAGAAAUAAAAGCACCUGAAGCUGACAUCAAACUUCCAGAAGCUGAAAUUGAAGGAACACAAGGGGGAUUAGGAAUGCCGAAAAUUAAAAUGCCAUCUUUUGGCAUUAAGAGUCCCAAAGUGGAGAGUCCUGAAGUUGAUAUUGAGCUUCCAAAGGCUGAUGUUAAAGUCAAAUCUCCUGAAAUUGACAUGAAAGGGCCAAGCAUUGAUGUUGAAGGCCCUGAUGCAAAAUUGAAAGGACCCAAAUUCAAGAUGCCAUCCAUAUCAGCACCCAAGAUGCCGGACUGGGAUAUCAAUCUGAAAGGACCAAACCUGAAGGGAGAUAUGAAUGUGACAGGCCCAGAGAUUGGAGGAGAUAUAGAAGCUCCUAAGGUAGACAUUGAACUACCAGAUGUUGACUUGGAGAGUCCUAGUGGUAAAAUCAAGGGACCCAAAUUCAAAAUGCCAACUAUCUCAGGACCAAAACUGUCUAUGCCAGAUGUGGAUUUCCAUCUGAAAGGUCCCAAACUCAAAGGUGAUGUGGAUGUGUCAGUUCCAAAGAUUGAAGGAGACAUAAAAGCACCUGAAGUUGACAUCAAAGGUCCAGAGUUUGAUAUUGAUGGGACAAAGGGUGGAUUUGAAAUGCCUAAAAUCAAAAUGCCAUCAUUUGGCUUCAAAGGUCCAAAAGUGGAAGGUCCAGAUGUUGAUGUAAAACUUCCCAAGGCUGGCAUUGAUGUGAAAACACCUGAGGUUGACAUUAAAGGGCCAGAAGUUGACAUUGAAGUCCCUGAUGCAAAUCUCAAAGGACCCAAAAUCAAACUUCCAUCAAUAUCAGGACCUAAGAUGCCAGACUGGGAUAUUAGUCUGAAAGGGCCCAAAGUUAAGGGUGAUGUGGAUGUGUCAGUUCCAAAGAUCGAGGGUGACAUCAAAGCUCCCAAGGUUGAUAUUGAAGGACCAGAUAUUGACAUUGAUGGUCAUAAGGGAGGAUUUAAAAUGCCUAAAUUCAAAAUGCCAUCGUUUGGAGUUAAAGGCCCGCACAUUGAAGGGCCAGAAGUUGAUGUCAGUCUACCAAAGGCUGAUAUUGAUAUUAAAAGGCCUGAAUUGGAUAUCCAAGGGCCAGAAGUUGACAUUGAGAGUCCUAGUGGCAAGAUCAAAGGACCCAAAUUCAACAUGCCAAGUAUCUCAGGACCCAAAAUCUCUAUGCCAGAUGUGGAUUUCAAUCUUAAAGGUCCAAAACUCAAAGGUGAUGUGGAUGUGUCAAUUCCAAAGAUUGAAGGAGACAUAAAAGCACCCGAAGUUGACAUCAAAGGUCCAGAGAUUGAUAUUCAAACUCCAAAAGGUGGUUUUGAAAUGCCUAAAAUCAAAAUGCCAUCAUUUGGCUUUACAGGUCCAAAAGUGGAGGGUCCAGAUGUUGACAUAAACCUUCCAAAGGCUAAUGUUGAUGUUAAGGCACCUGAAGUUGACAUUAAAGGGCCGGAAGUUGACAUUGAAGUCCCUGAUGCAAAUCUAAAAGGACCCAAAAUCAAACUUCCAUCAAUAUCAGGACCUAAGAUGCCAGACUGGGAUAUUAGUCUGAAAGGGCCCAAGAUAAAAGGAGAUGUGGAUGUGUCAGUUCCAAAGAUCGAAGGAGACAUCAAAGCUCCUAAAGUGGAUAUUGAAGGACCUGAUGUUGACAUUGAGGGCCACAAAGGAUUUAAAAUGCCUAAGUUCAAAAUGCCAUCCUUUGGGGUGAAAGGUCCAAAACUUGAAGGGCCAGACGUUGAUGUCAGCCUCCCAAAAGCUGAUAUUGAUAUUAGAGCCCCUGAAUUAGACAUCAAAGGGCCAGAUGUUGACAUUGAGAGCCCAAGUGGUAGAAUCAAAGGACCAAAAUUCAACAUGCCAAGUAUCUCAGGACCAAAACUGUCUAUGCCAGAUGUGGAUUUCAAUCUGAAAGGUCCCAAACUCAAAGGUGAUGUGGACGUGUCAGUUCCAAAGAUUGAAGGAGACAUAAAAGUACCUGAAGUUGACAUCAAAGGUCCAGAGGUUGAUAUUGAAUGUCCAAAGGGUGGGUUUGAGAUGCCUAAAAUCAAAAUGCCAUCAUUUGGCUUUAAAGGUCCAAAAGUGGAGGGUCCAGAUGUUGACAUAAACCUUCCAAAGGCUAAUGUUGAUGUUAAGGCACCUGAAGUUGACAUUAAAGGGCCAGAAGUUGAUCUUGAGGGUCCUGAUGCAAAACUUAAAGGACCAAAAUUUAAGCUUCCAUCCAUAUCAGGGCCCAAGAUGCCAGACUGGGAUAUUAAUCUAAAAGGGCCCAAGGUAAAAGGAGAUGUGGAUGUGUCAGUUCCAAAGAUUGAAGGAGACAUCAAAGCUCCUAAAGUGGAUAUUGAAGGACCUGAUGUUGACAUUGAGGGCCACAAAGGAUUUAAAAUGCCUAAGUUCAAAAUGCCAUCCUUUGGGGUGAAAGGUCCAAAUGUUGAAGGGCCAGACAUUGAUGUCAGCCUCCCAAAAGCUGAUAUUGAUAUUAGAGCCCCUGAAUUAGACAUCAAAGGGCCAGAUGUUGACAUUGAGAGCCCAAGUGGUAGAAUUAAAGGACCAAAAUUCAGCAUGCCAACAAUUUCUGGACCAAAACUCUCAAUGCCAGAUGUGGAUUUCCAUCUGAAAGGUCCCAAACUCAAAGGUGAUGUGGAUGUCUCAGUUCCAAAGAUUGAAGGAGACAUAAAAGUGCCCGAAGCUGACAUCAAAGGUCCGGAGAUUGAUAUUGAAUGUCCAAAAGGUGGAUUCGAGAUGCCUAAAAUCAAAAUGCCAUCAUUUGGCUUUAAAGGUCCAAAAGUGGAGGGUCCAGAUGUUGACAUAAACCUUCCAAAGGCUAAUGUUGAUGUUAAGGCACCUGAAGUUGACAUUAAAGGGCCAGAAUUUGAUGUUGAGGGCCCUGAUGCAAAACUUAAAGGACCCAAAUUCAAACUGCCAUCAAUAUCAGGGCCCACACUACCAGAUUGGGAUAUUAGUCUGAAAGGGCCCAAAGUAAAGGGUGAUGUGGAUGUUUCAGUUCCAAAGAUUGAGGGUGACAUCAAAGCUCCCAAGGUUGACCUUGAAGGACCAGAUGUUGACAUUGAUGACCACAAAGGAGGAUUUAAAAUGCCUAAGUUUAAAAUGCCAUCCUUUGGUGGGAAAGGUCCAAAGAUUGAAGGACCAGAAGUUGAUGUCAGCCUUCCUAAAGCUGACAUUGAUAUUAAAGCUCCUAAACUAGACAUUGAAGCACCAGACAUUGGCUUGGAGAGUCCUAGUGGUAAAAUCAAGGGACCAAAGUUCAAAAUGCCAACUAUCUCAGGACCAAAACUGUCUAUGCCAGAUGUGGAUUUCCAUCUGAAAGGUCCCAAACUCAAAGGUGAUGUGGAUGUGUCAGUUCCAAAGAUCGAAGGAGACAUAAAAGCACCUGAAGUUGACAUCAAAGGUCCAGAGUUUGAAAUAAUUGAAGGUUCAAAAGGUGGAUUUGAGAUGCCUAGAAUCAAAAUGCCAUCAUUUGGUUUCAAAGGCCCAAAAGUGGAGGGUCCAAAUGUUGAUAUAAACCUCCCAAAAGCAAACAUUGACAUUAAGGCACCUGAAGUUGACAUUAAAGGACCAGAAGUUGAUCUUGAGGGUCCUGAUGCAAAAGUCAAAGGACCCAAAUUCAAGCUUCCCUCCAUAUCAGGACCCACAAUACCAGAUUGGGAUCUGAGUCUAAAAGAGCCCAAGAUGAAAGGAGAUGUGGAUGUGUCAGUUCCAAAGAUUGAAGGAGACAUCAAAGCUCCUAAAGUGGAUAUUGAAGGACCUGAUGUUGACAUUGAGGGCCACAAAGGAUUUAAAAUGCCUAAGUUCAAAAUGCCAUCCUUUGGUGUGAAAGGUCCAAAACUUGAAGGGCCAGAAGUUGAUGUCAGCCUCCCAAAAGCUGAUAUUGAUAUUAGAGCCCCUGAAUUAGACAUCAAAGGGCCUGACGUUGACAUUGAUAGUCCUAGUGGCAAAAUCAAAGGACCUAAAUUCAGCAUGCCAAGUAUCUCAGGACCAAAACUGUCUAUGCCAGAUGUGGAUUUCCAUCUGACAGGUCCCAAAUUAAAAGGUGAUAUGGACGUGUCAGUUCCAAAGAUUGAAGGAGACAUAAAAGUACCUGAAGUUGACAUCAAAGGCCCAGAGGUUGAUAUUGAAAGUCCAAAAGGUGGGUUUGAGAUGCCUAAAAUCAAAAUGCCAUCAUUUGGGUUCAAAGGUCCAAAAGUGGAAGGUCCAGAUGUUGACAUAAACCUCCCAAAAGCAAACAUUGACAUUAAGGCACCUGAAGUUGACAUUAAAGGGCCAGAAGUUGAUGUUGAGGGACCUGAUGCAAAAGUCAAAGGACCCAAAUUCAAGCUUCCAUCCAUGUCAGGACCCACAAUGCCAGAUUGGGAUCUGAGUCUAAAAGGGCCCAAGAUGAAAGGAGAUGUGGAUGUGUCAGUUCCAAAGAUUGAAGGAGACAUCAAAGCUCCUAAAGUGGAUAUUGAAGGACCUGAUGUUGACAUUGAGGGCCACAAAGGAUUUAAAAUGCCUAAGUUCAAAAUGCCAUCCUUUGGUGUGAAAGGUCCAAAACUUGAAGGGCCAGAAGUUGAUGUCAGCCUCCCAAAAGCUGAUAUUGAUAUUAGAGCCCCUGAAUUAGACAUCAAAGGGCCUGACGUUGACAUUGAUAGUCCUAGUGGCAAAAUCAAAGGACCUAAAUUCAGCAUGCCAAGUAUCUCAGGACCAAAACUGUCUAUGCCAGAUGUGGAUUUCCAUCUGACAGGUCCCAAAUUAAAAGGUGAUAUGGACGUGUCAGUUCCAAAGAUUGAAGGAGACAUAAAAGUACCUGAAGUUGACAUCAAAGGCCCAGAGGUUGAUAUUGAAAGUCCAAAAGGUGGGUUUGAGAUGCCUAAAAUCAAAAUGCCAUCAUUUGGGUUCAAAGGUCCAAAAGUGGAAGGUCCAGAUGUUGACAUAAACCUCCCAAAAGCAAACAUUGACAUUAAGGCACCUGAAGUUGACAUUAAAGGGCCAGAAGUUGAUGUUGAGGGACCUGAUGCAAAAGUCAAAGGACCCAAAUUCAAGCUUCCAUCCAUGUCAGGACCCACAAUGCCAGAUUGGGAUCUGAGUCUAAAAGGGCCCAAGAUGAAAGGAGAUGUGGAUGUGUCAGUUCCAAAGAUUGAAGGAGACAUCAAAGCUCCUAAAGUGGAUAUUGAAGGACCUGAUGUUGACAUUGAGGGCCACAAAGGAUUUAAAAUGCCUAAGUUCAAAAUGCCAUCCUUUGGUGUGAAAGGUCCAAAACUUGAAGGGCCAGAAGUUGAUGUCAGCCUCCCAAAAGCUGAUAUUGAUAUUAGAGCCCCUGAAUUAGACAUCAAAGGGCCUGACGUUGACAUUGAUAGUCCUAGUGGCAAAAUCAAAGGACCUAAAUUCAGCAUGCCAAGUAUCUCAGGACCAAAACUGUCUAUGCCAGAUGUGGAUUUCCAUCUGACAGGUCCCAAAUUAAAAGGUGAUAUGGACGUGUCAGUUCCAAAGAUUGAAGGAGACAUAAAAGUACCUGAAGUUGACAUCAAAGGCCCAGAGGUUGAUAUUGAAAGUCCAAAAGGUGGGUUUGAGAUGCCUAAAAUCAAAAUGCCAUCAUUUGGGUUCAAAGGUCCAAAAGUGGAAGGUCCAGAUGUUGACAUAAACCUCCCAAAAGCAAACAUUGACAUUAAGGCACCUGAAGUUGACAUUAAAGGGCCAGAAGUUGAUGUUGAGGGACCUGAUGCAAAAGUCAAAGGACCCAAAUUCAAGCUUCCAUCCAUGUCAGGACCCACAAUGCCAGAUUGGGAUCUGAGUCUAAAAGGGCCCAAGAUGAAAGGAGAUGUGGAUGUGUCAGUUCCAAAGAUUGAAGGAGACAUCAAAGCUCCUAAAGUGGAUAUUGAAGGACCUGAUGUUGACAUUGAGGGCCACAAAGGAUUUAAAAUGCCUAAGUUCAAAAUGCCAUCCUUUGGGGUGAAAGGCCCAAAUGUUGAAGGGCCAGAAGUUGAUGUCAGCCUCCCAAAAGCUGAUAUUGAUAUUAGAGCCCCUGAAUUAGACAUCAAAGGACCAGACGUUGACAUUGAGAGCCCGAGUGGUAGAAUCAAAGGACCCAAAUUCAGCAUGCCAAGUAUCUCAGGACCAAAACUGUCUAUGCCAGAUGUGGAUUUCAAUCUGAAAGGUCCAAAACUCAAAGGUGAUAUGGACGUGUCAGUUCCAAAGAUUGAAGGAGACAUAAAAGCACCUGAGAUUGAUAUUAAAGGUCCCCAGGUUGAUAUUGAAUGUCCAAAAGGUGGAUUUGAGAUGCCUAAAAUCAAAAUGCCAUCAUUUGGUUUCAAAGGCCCAAAGGUGGAGGGUCCAAAUGUUGACAUAAACGUCCCAAAAGCAAACAUUGAUGUGAAAGCACCUGAAGUUGACAUUAAAGCGCCGGAAGUUGAUCUUGAGGGUCCUGAUGCAAAAGUCAAAGGACCCAAAUUUAAGCUCCCAUCCAUAUCAGGACCCACAAUGCCUGAUUGGGAUAUUAAUCUGAAAGGGCCCAAAUUAAAAGGAGAUGUGGACGUGUCAGUUCCAAAAAUCGAGGGUGACAUCAAAGUUCCCAAAGUUGACAUCGAAGGACCAGAUGUUGACAUUGAGGGUCAGAAAGGAGGAUUGAAAAUGCCUAAAUUCAAAAUGCCCUCAUUUGGAGGGAAAGGUCCCAGUGUUGAAGGUCCAGAAGUUGACGUCCAUCUUCCAAAAGCUGACCUUAAUAUUAAAGCACCUGAGCUGGACAUCCAAGGACCAGACAUUGAUAUUGAGAGUCCCAGUGGCAAGAUUAAAGGACCAAAAUUCAAGGCACCAACCAUCACAGGGCCAAAAAUCUCCAUGCCAGAUGUGGAUUUCUAUCUGAAAGGUCCAAAACUCAAAGGUGAUGUGGAUGUGUCCGUUCCAAAGAUUGAAGGAGACAUAAAAGCACCCGGAGUUGACAUCAAAGGUCCGGAGGUUGAUCUUGAUGGAACAAAGAGUGGAUUUGAAAUGCCUAAGAUCAAAAUGCCAUCACUGAACAUUAAAGGUCCAAAAGUGCAGGGUGCAGAUGUUGAUAUAAACCUUCCAAAAGCUAACAUUGACUUGAAAGCACCUGAAAUUGACCUUAAAUCUCCAGAAUUUGACAUUGAAGGGCCUGAUGCAAAAAUCAAAGGACCCAAAUUUAAGAUGCCAACCAUAAAAGGACCAAAGACGCCAGAUUUUGAUAUCCAUCUUAAAGGUCCUAAAGUCAAAGGUGAUGUAAAUGUGUCAGCUCCAAAGAUUGAAGGAGACAUAAAAACACCUGUUAUUGACGUCAAAGGUCCAGAGAUUGAUGUUGAGGGCGCUAAGGGUGGAAUUGAGAUGUCUAAGAUCAACAUGCCAUCACUGAACAUUAAACGUCCAAAAGUGGAGGGUCCAGAUGUUGACAUCAACCUUCCUAAAUCUAAUAUUGAUUUUAAAGCACCUGAUCUUGAUGUAAACCUAAGAGGGCCUAAAAUCAAAGGGGAGAUGGAUGCUUCAGUGCCCAAAUUUGAAGGUGAUAUCAAAGGUCCAAAUGCCAACAUUAAAGUACCAACCAUCACUGCGGAGGGUGGAAAGACAGGUGUCACAUUUCCUAAGUUCAAAGGUCCUAAGUUUGGAAUGAAAUACCCAGAAGUGGAGGGCCCUCAAUCCAUGGUUAAGUCACCUAUGAUCAGUGUAGGAGCAAAAGGUACCAAAGCAGAAGUAAGUCUCCCAGACACUGAAGCAAGUCUGGAUGCCCCUGAUAUUGACAUCAAUGUAAAGGGAAAAAAGGGUAAAUUUAAACUUCCUAAAGUGAAAGGAAAGGCAAAGAAACCUGAUUUUGACAUAGAAACACCAGCAGUAGACAUGGAUGUAGACACACCCAAAAUUCAUGUCAAAGGAACAAAGGUGAAGAAACCUCUUUUUGGAAAGCUUCACUUUCCUGAUGUCGAAUUAGAUAUCAAAUCACCAAAAGUGAAAGGUGAUGGAUCUUUAUCAGAGGGUUUGAAAUCACAUGACAUAGAUUUGCCAUCUGCUAGCCUGAACACUAGUAUUGACAGUCCAAAUGUUAGUCUGGAAGGGUCAGAUGUGAAAUUAAAGACUCCUAACAUCAAAAUGCCAAAUGUGAAAGGUGGUACAGAGAUUGAUGCAAGUGUUUCCGGUGGCAGUGCAGCUGGUAGUCUUCAAUACCCAGAGGGUACGGUGACAUUUCCCAAAAUCAAGGUACCAAAAUUUGGUAUUGCUCUGCCUCAGCUGGAAGGCCAAGAAGGUGCAGGAAAUGUUGAAUCUGAACUUUCAGCUAGUGGAGGAAUAAACAUAAAGUCUCCAUCUGUUAGUUAUCAAGCCAGUUCACAAAAUAUUGAGGUUCCCAGUCCAGAGCUGAGGCACAGUGAAGGAAAAGUAAAGGUAAAAAUGCCUAAAUUGUUUGGCAAAUCAAAAGCAAAGGGCAGUAGCGCAGGUGACCUUCGGGGACCAGAGGUAGAACUGAGUACUAGUGGAAAGGGCAGUAUUGGAAAGUUAGAAUUAGAGGGUGAUCCUGGACUCAGUGUGUCAUCAAAAGGCAAGUCAGCCUCACUAGAUCUAUUUAAGAAAUCAAGGCAUCGGUCUUCUUCUCUGAGUGAUGAAGGGGGACUUGCAGUCAGUUCUCCUUCAGCUCACUUAGAAGCUGAGGGUGGUGACAUUUCAUUAGAUCUAGGAGGAAGCAAGGUCAAAGGAAAGAAAGGCAAGCUGAAGUUUGGCACCUUUGGAGGUUUUGGUUCAAAGUCAAAGGGCUCAUAUGAAGUGACACUUGGUGAGGACAGUGAAGCAGGAGCAGAGGGAAGUGCAGGUGUUUCUCUACCCUCUAAAAAGUCGAGAUUGUCUUCAUCUUCCAGCAGUGACAGUGGUUCAAGAGCUGGUUUUAGGUUCCCAAGAGUUGAACUGUCUGUUUCACCAAAGAAAUGAUUCUUUAUGAGGCAAAUUAAACUCUCUCAUGUACACCCAAAUACGUUCUCCUAAUAUGGUAAAUUCUUAAAAUUUUAGCUCUUUCAAACCUAAGGGGGCGUACACAGUCAUCUCAAUGUUGUUAACCACAAGUAAUUCUUUUUCAUCAGUAAUUACACAGGAGUGCAUGAGAUUGUUUAAAAUCCCUUCAAAAACUGUAAAUAAGAUUAAUUUGUAUUGUAAUAAUAAAUAUUGUUUUUUUUGUACAUAGUCCAGAUUUAUUGAAAAUAUGCCAUGUCACCAAAUAUUCAUUUCAUUCAACAGUUUAUUACAUGGUUUGUCAUUUUGUCCUAUUUCAUUCUAUUAAAUGAAUGUUGUUAAUGAAUGGGUGUGGUAUAUUUGUAUCCAGGGGUCUAUUGCACAGAACAGAUAGUUACAAUAGUUAUUUUGAAGGAAAAUGUUGUUUAUACACCAGACACAAAUAUUAACAGUUACCACUUUUUAUGUAUGAAAUGAUUUUAUUUUCAAGCUUUGAUAUUAUAUAAUCAGUGCAGAAGCAUAUAUAAGCAACAUAGAGUUGGCCCUUAAUAACACAUUCUUAAGUGUGAUGGUGUUGUAUAUACCAUAAUUGCAAAGACAAUCACUGUUUGGAAACUAUCAACUCUCUAAAAUGCUGUCAGUACUUUUCUGUUCAUUGCAAAGAAAAAUUGUUCACCUUUAAAUUCUGUGCCAUUUACCAAAAAUAUGCAUUUGCUUCAGUUGUUUUAAACACGUUAAGCUUCCUAAUCCUGUGUCAUUUUCAUUCUUAUCUGUUUUAUGAUCCUCUGUAUUGUAUUUCCUUUGUCACUCUCUCUUUAUACACAUAAAAAACUAUGUCACAAAUAAACAGUCACUUUUUGAUGUCAAACAAAAUUUGCGUUGAUAGAGAGUUGCAUAGUUUUGAUCAAAUAUGAUGGAGAUAGAACAUGAUUGUUUGGGUCUAUUGUGUGCAUUCUGCCAAAUAAACUAAAUAAAAAGAUUUAUCAAAUUUA